CCACCCACUCGCACUAGCCUCUCUCCCCGAGUAUAUAUAAAGAAGCAGGGCGCAAGCGAAGUGAAGCUCACAAGUGUCACACACACAAACACACAAAUUACAUCUGCACUAGUGCUCGUAGCCAUCAUCAGGAGGGACAGAACGAUGGCGCCUCAGGAUUCGCUAGUGUUCAAGGUGCGCCGAUGCGAGGCCGAGCUGGUCCGCCCGGCGAAGCCGACGCCUCGCGAGCGCAGGAGGCUGUCGGACGUCGACGACCAGGAGGGCCUGCGGUUCCAGAUCCCCGCGAUCCAGUUCUACCGGGGGGACGGCACGGGGCGGGACCCGGUGCAGGCCGUCCGGGAGGGGCUCGCCAGGGCGCUGGUGUUCUACUACCCGCUCGCGGGCCGCCUGAGGGAGCUCCCGGGCCGGAAGCUGGUGGUGGACUGCAACGAGGCCGGGGUGAUGUUCGUGGAGGCCGACGCGGACGUGACCCUCGAGCAGUUCGGGGACGCCCUCCAGCCUCCCUUCCCCUGCCUGGAGGAGCUCCUCUUCGACGUCCCGGGCUCCUCCGCCGUCCUCGACGCCCCUCUCUUGCUCAUUCAGGUGACUCGUCUCAAGUGCGGGGGCUUCAUCUUCGCGGUGCGCCUCAACCACACCAUGUGCGAUGCGCCCGGGCUGGUCCAGUUCAUGAACGCCGUGGGGGAGAUGGCGAGGGGCGCCGAUGCCCCCUCCGUCCUCCCCGUAUGGGAGAGGGAGCUCCUGGACGCCCGAGACCCGCCCCAGAUCACGUGCACCCACCAGGAGUAUGAUCAGGUGGAGGACACCAAAGGCACCCUCAUGCCGCUCGACGACAUGGACCACCGGUCCUUCUUCUUCGGAGCCGCCCAAAUGUCCGCCCUCCGCAGCCGGGUGCCCCCCCACCAGCACGCGAGCUCCAAGUUCGAGAUCCUCACCGCGUGCCUCUGGCGAUGCCGCACCAUCGCGCUCCAGCCCGACCCCGAGGAGGAGGUGCGGGUGCUGUGCAUCGUGAACGCCCGGACCAAGUUCGACCCUCCCCUGCCGACCGGGUACUACGGGAACGCGUUCGCAUUCCCCGUGGCAGUGACUAGCGCGGACAAGCUGUGCCAGAACCCGCUGGGGUACGCGCUGGAGCUCGUGAAGAAGGCCAAGGCCGACGUGACGGAGGAGUACAUGCGGUCCCUGGCGGACCUGAUGGUGAUUAGGGGGAGGCCCCACUUCGCGGUGGUGCGGUCCUUCCUCGUGUCGGACACGACCAAGGCCGGGUUUGGGGACGUCGACUUCGGGUGGGGAAAGGCGGUGUACGGCGGCCCGGCCAAGGGGGGAGUCGGGGCCAUCCCCGGGGUGGCCAGCUUCUACAUCCCCUUCCGGAACCGGCAGGGCGAGAGCGGCAUCGUCGUCCCGGUGUGCUUGCCGGCCCCGGCCAUGCGAAGAUUCGUGCAGGAGCUGGACGCCUUGCUGAAGGAUCCACCCCCUACCACUUCCAACAAGAAGUCAACCUUCGUCAUUUCUUCCCUGUGAACUGCAUCCGCCUACGCAAUUUCAAUUUCGAUCUGGUGUGAUGAUGAUCUGUCGUUUUUACUUUUUGUAUGGGAAUGAAAAGCUCGUAUGCUGCUCUACUAUCAAA
This is a messenger RNA of Syzygium oleosum, 1624 nucleotides long. Its product is annotated as benzyl alcohol O-benzoyltransferase. Gene Ontology annotation, molecular function: acyltransferase activity, transferring groups other than amino-acyl groups. The transcript is spliced from 2 exons. The record is from RefSeq and is a predicted model, not a curated record. Bases 145 to 1518 code for a protein of 457 amino acids. Lineage: Eukaryota; Viridiplantae; Streptophyta; Magnoliopsida; Myrtales; Myrtaceae.